Molecule: messenger RNA, 667 nt
Organism: Paramecium pentaurelia
Lineage: Eukaryota; Ciliophora; Oligohymenophorea; Peniculida; Parameciidae
Source: the annotation of a GenBank genome assembly
AUGGGUGUACAGAGUACGAAACAAGCUCAUAUUCAUCAUUUGCAAAUGUAGGAAGAGAAAUAUGUGUAAGAAGGAGAAAAAGAAAACAUGGAAAUAGAAUAAAUGGAUUAAAUUAGUGUUGAAAAUUAAAAGUAUGAAGAUGUUUCAAAGUAUUAGGUUCCCAUUCUGUAUAGUUUGGACUAGCAUACCAGUUUUAACGUGGAUUAUUCCUUGUAUAGGACAUACUGGAAUUUGUACAUCAGAAGGGACCAUCCAUGACUUUGGAGGGCCUUAUUAUAUUGCCAUAGAUAAUUUUACUUUUGGAAAACCAUUAAAAUAUCUUAAAUUAAAUGAAGAUUUUUAAGUGCCAAGAUAAAGUUGGGACGAUGCAGUGUUAAAAGCAGAUGAUGAAUAUAGCUAAUAGAUGGUAAUUAGUUUGAAAAACAAUAGCAUAAUUUAUUUACAAAUAAUUGUCACAGUCAUGUUGCAAAGGCUUUAAAUAAUAUGAAAUAUGAAGGGAAAAAAAAUUAUUCAAUGUUUCAUAUUUGGUUAAUGCUACUUUUAAGUGGAUAAUAUGUUAGGUAUUUAUUCAUAUAAGUUCAAUAGUAUUGGAAAAUUUGUUAAUACAUUUUUACCAUCCGCAAUAUUUUAUGGCAUAAUCUUACUAGUUGUGUUCUCAAAUUAAUGA